AAAAGCUAUGCAGAAUACCCGAGAAAUUGUCAUAUUUUCUCCCUUUUAUUCACUCACUCACUCCUACACACCAAGUAGAUACACAUUCAUAUUAUCGAAAACAUUCUCUGCAGCAGCAGCGCAGUCUCAAUUUCUAAAAGUUGAGUGGAGCAAUAUUGACCGUAUUACAAAGAAGAAAUGUUCUCAAUCCAUCCAUAUACGCCGAUAAAGUCCCAGUUUCACCCUCUCGCUACCCGAUCCCGGGUGCUACAUACAUCCACGAGCUUUCCCUUUUCACCAGCAGCAACAAUCAUGUGUAUCGUCACACUUUGUGUUUGUCUCGUCUAUAUAUUUGUUCUUUUGAUACCGUUUCACCUCAGUGUUUCCUUCCUGGCAGUGGUGGUGGUGCUCUCGGUUUUAUUUAUCCUGUUGAGCCAGGAUUGCCCACUUGAUAUCGGAUCGAACCAACCGUUGUUUCAAGUAAACAAGUGGAGGAAGAAAGCAGGACACUUGCUGUGCUGUUGCUAGUCGUCGGUAUUUUUAGUUUGCCAAUUUAUUUUCCUCUCCAAGUUAUACCCCAUUAUUCUUCUGCAUUUUCGGUGGAGAUCCAAUUCUCCAGGUGUUUUUCAUUCUUAUGAAGAGGUUCGCUUUCACCAGUAUGCAUACGAGUUAUUAAUAGGGGCCUGUUUCCUGCUGCCCGUUUGAUGGUGGUGAGCCCACUUAUUUACAUACACGGUACAAGUGUUCUCUGCUUGAGAACAUGUACAGAUACUCGUCUGCCAAUGAAUUAUUAAUCUGAGGUGGGUGGGUGGCAGUUCAGUGGUCAGCUUUUAUAAUCGUCACGCACUGUCAGUCCAAAACUUUCUUUUAAAUGGCGUGAUACUCUUUACGAAGAAAGAUUUUUCGAUUUAUAUUUAUUUAUCUCUGAAAAGUUAUUUAUUUUCAGGAUUGUGACGACCACGACAAGUCUGACUAAAUAUACAUAUGUAGAUAAAUAUAUACACUGACCGACUGAUGAGGUCAUCGUAACCUGCUUGAUUUUGAUUACUCAACAUGAUUAAUUCUAUUCCGAUGAUGAACCUGCAAUCCUACAAUCAACCCCAGAACUUGGGUGGAUCCUCCUGUCCUCCUGCUCCCGAAAGUAGACUGGACGAGAGGAUGGAGGUGGUGGAAAGUAAUGGUGGUGGUGCUGAAGUGGAAGUCCAACGACAUUCCCAAACGGUGCAAGCAUUACGGAAAUAUUUGCAGAGAAAGUUGUCCAGUGAAGAUAGCUCAAGUGAACGUGAAAGCCAAAGCCCGCAAGAUACUGAAAACCACCACCGGUCGUUUGACACGGCCGAAGAGUCAAAAUCCACCCUCACCUGUUCCAUUGUUUAUGCCAACAACCACUCUUCAGGAAGAAAUAAUUUCCCCCUCCAAAAACAACGAAGUCUGGACGACUACACUCACCCAUCAACAACGACGCCAACGCCCUCAGCCCCGACAAUAAUUCCGGAUCAUCGAUACCUCCGAACUGACCUUUGCGCCGCAAUUCUGUUGAGCAGAUGCACCUUUUGUGAUCAAAGUUUUGAGCUUGAUGACCAAUUACGAACCCAUUUGAGAGAAAAACACUGGAACUAUUUUUUCGACAAUCCAACCCUGUCGCAGGAAGCGGCCUGUGAAGCGCUGGACUUAUCCAUGCGGAAAUCUCCCCCCGAGGUCACCGGAUCACUGCCCAAUCUCUCCGUGAUGCAGUCCUUCGCAUCAACCAUGGCCAUGUUUGGAAUGGACUCGGGGGGCAGGGGGAGCAAAAAGGUGGUCAAGUGUGCAACUUGUGGGAAAGCAUUUUCUACCAAAUGGAAUUGGAAGCAGCAUCAGAAAAUUCACCUCAGAGAAAAUUUGCAGGCCUGUAUUCAAUGAAAUUAAGUUAAAAAGCGAAAAAAAAUCCAAAAAUUUGGAGUGAUACGUGUGGAAGAUCUCAAUAUAUUUAAAUCAUUUAUUAUUUGUCGCGCAUGAACGUGUUUGGUUUUUUUGUGGGUUUUCUACAUUUCUUGCAGUAAAAAGUAUGAAAUGCAAGAAAUGCGGGGUGCAAGAAACUGGGAGAAAUGUGCGCCGUAUGAAGUACAGCGGCGAGGCGUAGUUUCCUGCGCUUCGCAUUUCUUGCAGGUCGAAACCGCUACAAAAAACCAAUUUCUUGCUGUUACAUAUUUCUUAAAAGUUCGUUACUUGUUGCACCCGAAACACUAAAUAUUCAAUCAUAACUUGUACUAGAUUACAUUAUUUAAU
Messenger RNA from Folsomia candida, 2244 nucleotides. RefSeq lists its product as uncharacterized. Gene Ontology annotation, cellular component: nucleus. The record is from RefSeq and is a predicted model, not a curated record. Lineage: Eukaryota; Metazoa; Arthropoda; Collembola; Entomobryomorpha; Isotomidae. Gene Ontology annotation, biological process: regulation of transcription by RNA polymerase II. Gene Ontology annotation, molecular function: RNA polymerase II transcription regulatory region sequence-specific DNA binding; DNA-binding transcription factor activity, RNA polymerase II-specific. Bases 1033 to 1878 code for a protein of 281 amino acids. The transcript has 3 exons.